Molecule: messenger RNA, 1590 nt
Organism: Guillardia theta CCMP2712
Lineage: Eukaryota; Cryptophyceae; Pyrenomonadales; Geminigeraceae
Exons: 11
Coding region: 1-1590 (529 amino acids)
Molecular function (GO): protein binding
Source: RefSeq, a predicted model, not a curated record
AUGGAGGAGGGGGUGCAACGGAUCAUCAGGAGAAGGCAAGUAGAGGACAGAGCGAGGGCAGCGCAGGACGGAGACAAAGAGGCAGAGGAGGAGCUGCUGGGCUUGCUGACGCUGCCAUUGGAGCGAUACGUGAGGACGGCUGUGGAGGAAGGAGUGGGCAGGUUGCUGGUGAAGAAGAAGGAAGGGGAUGGGGAAGGAGGCCAGGGCUCGGAGAUUGUUCUCGGUCGGCUCAAAGAGCUAGCGGGUCACGGGGAGCACUACGUUCGAGCGAGCGUUGCAGUGGUGCUGAAGAGCGUCUUCGUGCUUGAGCGAGCAGAGGAGGCGAUUCGGCUCAAGUCACAAGGAGAUUUGAAAGAGGAGAGUUACAUCCAAGAAGAGUGCGACAUGGUGAAAGCUCUAGCAAGCGAUGACAACGAAAAACUGGCCAUGGCGCUUGACCGGCAGGCAGUGGAGACAGCGGCCAAGGCGACGUCGGACCAUGACAUGAGGGUCAGACACUACGGCACUGAGCUCCUGUGCGAGGUCUUUACAAGGGUUUCGAGGGAGCAAGAAGAAGAGAAAGAUGACUUGCGGCUUUUCUUCUUCAAGUCCUUGUACUUUCAAGUCUUCAACUUCCUCAUCCGCGCCUACCAUCAAGGCGCUCCCGAGACCUACGGCGACUUCCACAUGCGAUGGCUUGUGAUCAGCGCCAUGCGAAGCUCGUUCCAUCAGUCCAGCCCUGACGCCAUUCGAUCUCAGUUCGCAGCUCUCGAGCAAGUCUUCGACGACCAAGACAUCGUUGACGUGUUGGUGAAGGCCCUGACAGACCCCGAGCUGGAGGUUCGCAAGGUGGCCGCGGAGUCUCUGAUGGAGCUGGCUGAGGUAGGAGUGGACAAGGCAGUCCGAGCCUUUCAAAGCAACAUCAACGAGGUUCUCGAGCUGGGAACUGAAAAUGCCAGCCUCGGUCCAGCUCCCUCCCCUGGAGCGAAUGAAACACCUGAAGUUCGGCAAUGGAGGGAAGAGAAUGGAAAGGUAGCAACGUUACAAGAUGAGAAUGAGGAGAAGAGUGCAGAACAAGCACUGCAAGAGUUUAACCUUCGUGAAGAGAAGAGGAGGCAGGAUUACGAGAUCAAGCUCGCGAUCCAGUACAUGCAAGACCUUGAGGAGGAGAAUGACUGGAAGAAAUUGACAGACUUUGCAUUCCCAAGAGAGAAAGUUCGCAAGAGGGUUGUCAAGGAUGAAGAUGAAAACCCGGACAGGAGAGCUAUCAGGAUAAGAGCAGCUGAGUGCCUCCACAACCUCGUGGCGAGGGGCGUCGAUCAAGCAGCUGUAGGAAUCGUGAAGAACAUGCAGGAGUAUUCUCAACUUCUAGGAAUGUCAGAGAUGCUCUCAAACGCUGCGUCCAUCAUCGAAGUCGAGCAGCAAAGUGAGGUGAUGGACGAGAGAAGUGCAGCUGCCAUGGAGCUGGGAAGGAUGGCGGAAGAAGGUGACUCUAGAGCACAGCUGCUCCUCCUCGAGCACUGGAAGGAUCACGUCCAGGCCCUCAAGGCUGCAGGCGUCUUUCGCGGGAAGCUUGUUUCCAAUGCAGAGACGCUGGACAGGAGCGCGUGA